Messenger RNA from Stegodyphus dumicola, 4635 nucleotides. RefSeq names its product secretory pathway calcium atpase (gene SPoCk). NCBI's taxonomy places the organism in Eukaryota, Metazoa, Arthropoda, Arachnida, Araneae, Eresidae. Gene Ontology annotation, cellular component: membrane. Gene Ontology annotation, molecular function: ATP binding; P-type calcium transporter activity; ATP hydrolysis activity. Gene Ontology annotation, biological process: calcium ion transport. The record is from RefSeq and is a predicted model, not a curated record.
AAGGCUGGGGUUGUAUGCUGUAGGAAGUGUUUCUUUGUCUGGAGAGAAAAUGGACUGCAUGAGCGAUGAAGAACUUUCCCAUAUUAUAAAUUCAGUCUCAGUUUUUUAUCGGGUUGGACCUGGUCACAAGCUGAGGAUUGUCAAGGCUUUGCAAAGAAAUGGUGAAAUUGUUGGCAUGACUGGUGAUGGUGUCAAUGAUGGCGUUGCUCUGAAAAAAGCUGAUAUUGGUAUUGCAAUGGGAAAAGCUGGUACUGAUGUUUGCAAAGAAGCAGCUGAUAUGAUUUUAGUCGAUGAUGACUUUUUUACAAUAAUGGCAGCUAUAGAAGAGGGGAAAGGGAUAUUUUAUAAUAUCAGAAAUUUUGUGCGUUUUCAACUUAGCACGAGCAUUGCAGCCUUGUCGUUAGUUGCCCUUUCUACAUUUAUGCAUAUUCCUAAUCCUUUGAAUGCCAUGCAAAUAUUGUGGAUUAAUAUAAUAAUGGAUGGCCCUCCAGCUCAAAGCUUGGGAGUAGAACCAGUUGACCAUGAUGUUCUAAAACAACCUCCUAGGAAUGUCAAAGAGCCAAUGAUUACUCGAGAUCUUAUCAUAAAUGUUAUAAUGUCAGCUCUUAUAAUCAUUACUGGCACUAUGUGGAUCUUCAGAAGAGAGAUGAGUGAUAUGAUGGUCACGCGGAGAGAUACUACAAUGACAUUCACUUGUUUUGUUUUCUUUGACAUGUUUAAUGCACUGAGUUGUAGAUCACAGACCAAAUCAAUAUUUACUAUAGGUCUGUGUAGCAACAGAAUGUUUCUAAUAGCAGUUACAGGAUCUGUCAUCGGCCAAUUACUAGUAAUUUAUUUUGCACCAUUACAGAGGAUAUUUCAGACAGAAGCUUUGCCAUUAUCAGAUAUUCUGAUGCUUGUGGCUUUGACGUCAUCGGUUUUUGUCGUUGCAGAAAUUAAAAAAUUUAUAGAAAGAGCUAUUCUUCGAAGACAAACAGAAAAAAGAUUCUUUGACUCUGAUUAUGUAUAAAUAUUAGUUUAAUUUUCUGCAGAAAUUUUUCAUUGUAGAGUUUUUAUAUGACUGUAAAUUUGUUCUUUUAUUUGUAGCUUAAAUUUUGUCUUUAUUCUUUAAACUGCUAUUUAAUUUAAUUUUUUUUAAUGAAAUAUUAUCAUAAGAUUGAAAAUGUGAAAAAUAUUCAAUGUGCAUAGUAAGACUUUGUUUUUCUGCUUAUAUCUAACUGUUUCAGGUUCAUAUUUCUGUUUUAUUAUUCAGAACAUAUUUUAUUAAAUAGUGCAUCAUUCUUCAAUUUCUUAUAUUUUAUAAAUCAUAAAACCAUUUUCACAAUUGCCUUAAAAUGUUCACGCUUUCACCAUGCUUAAGCAAAAUUUUUGGAUACUGUAAAGCUAUUUUAAUUGUGUCAAAAAGUGCUAGGAAAUUACUUUGUAUGUGUGCAUGUGUUUGUGUAUAUAUCUGUACAUGGUAUUUAUUGCAUAAUGUGCAUCAAAUUGCACUUAUGGAGUUUCUGUGAUACAGUGUUUCUGCUGAGAUAAUUAUAAAAUAUUAAACUGUGGCUUUAUUUUUUUUAUUUCGGCAUUUAACUUUUUUCUGUUUUUUACCAAAAUUUUAAAAUAGCUUGUGUACUUACUUUAGUAAUGUAUGUAUGAAAAAAAUGCUCAAUUGUCUAUAUUAUUGGCCUCCAUUACUUUACUUCAUGUAUGUAACUGAAAAUAAAGACUUUAAUUCAAAUCACAUAAUGGUAAAUGUAAUGAAAGUAUUUUAUAUACUUAGGUAAUAGAGAUUUCAAGACAAGCAGUUUUUUGAACAUGUGGAGAUAGAUUAAAAAAAAAAGUUGUAGGAAUAAUAUAAAAAAGCCAUAUAUAUAUAUAUAUAUAUAUAUGGUAUAUGUAUAUAUAUUAAAAUACCAUUUAGGAAAAUAGAAGUUGUUGAAGUUAUCUAUGAACUGCUUAUCUGCUGAACAGUCUGAACUAGAAUACCUUUUUAGUGCAAGAUGUAAAUCAUUUAACCAUUUGUUACUGAUUAUGUUUUUACCCAUCUGAAAAAGUGUGCUUAUAUAUUCAGUACAACAAAAAAGUGUGGAUAUAGUUUCUCAACAAAGUUGCUUUGUAUAUUUCACAUCUGUUUUAAUAAAAGCAGAAGAAUAAAUUGAUGACAGCCAUGAUAUUUCAUUUCACUCUGCUUAUAUAAAAAAAUUGUAAUAUUUUUCGUGAAAAUAGUAAAAUGAAAUAGACUAAAAAUCUAUUUCUUGUAAAUUACGUUGACUGUAAGAUCAUCUUCAGCUUUAUGUAUUGUGUAUAGCUCUUUAUUCAUUGCAUAAUUUUUAUAUUGUAAUUUCUAAGAAAUUUUAAAAUGUGUAUCAAAAUUUAGUAUCAAAAAUGACAAAAGAUAAGAUUUUUUAAACAUACUCAUAAAUUUUUACUUUUAAAUAUCUCGCUUCACAAAUUACGGACCAUUUCAGUAAAAUCAUAGCUCAGUACAUGUUGUAAUACAUUGCUUUUCAAUGUAUUUUUUUUUACUUUGUAUAUAGAUUAUGUAUUUUGUAUAUAUACUGUUAAUUGUUGCUGUAAAAAACGUUUUGAAGGGUAAUUUCUACAUAUGUGUUUAUAUUAAAUGAAGAAUUUGUAUUUAUGUGAGAGGAAUGAUGCCAACAUAAUGAAAUAUUUUAAUGAGCUAUAGAUAGUUCCUUUUUCUGUAAUAUUAAAACUUAAAUUUCAUAUCUAGUUCGAACGUUUACAAAUUUUAUGAAUUUCUAACUACAAAUUGCAGGUUUUUCUAUCUUAAAACAUGAUUUGUACAGAAAACAGACAGUUAUAAACCAUAAGAUUGAAUCAUUAAUCUUUUAAAAUUCUGUUACUAUUUCCACCCCCUACAAUCAAAAAUUAAGUUAAUAAGACAGUUACAAAAAGGGAGAGAAAAAAAGUGUUAUAUAUGCCUUAUACUGUGGUGAAAUUAAUAAUAUUUCACUUAAUUUCCCUCCUCAUUUGUGCAUUUUUAUGUGAUCCUUAUCGCUUCUGUAUUUCUAAUUCCUUCUAAAUCUAGGUCUAAAUUUCUUAAACUUCAUCACAAAAGAUUAAAUUUGUGAGUUUAUGCAGGUUUUCUUAAAUUGAUCGGGGAUGUAGGGAAAUGAGAAAAGUGUUCUAAAUCAUAGCUAUUGCAUUGUUUCCACUGCAUAGAAAAGUAUAGCUGAAUUGUUUACGACAGUACUCCUCCCUCCUUCAGAAAAUUUUAGGUUUACAUUGUCCUGAGUAUGGUAUAAAGUGUUACUUUGGCCGUCAUAACUCUGUUUCCUAAAGUGCACUAGAAUAAACCGCUUCAUAGCUUAGUAAAUGGUCAUUAUAAUAUUCUAAUAGAAGACCCGUUACUAGUUCUCAGUGGGACAUAUUUCUGACUACUAGUGCAUCCUGCUCCAAAAAAGCUUCUUUUUAAAAUUUCAAGAAUCAAUUUGAAAUCUCUCUAUUUAUUUGCUUGUGCCCAUCAGUAAGUUGUUAGAGGACUUAUUCUGUAGUGAUAUCUGAAGUCUUCAUGAAGUAUGGUAUUCUGGGAUGAUUGAUUUCAGAAGGAAACUGUAUUCUAUGUCAGUUUUGGAAUUGGCUAUUCACUGUGUGAAUAUCAAUGAGUGACCAAGCUGAGAUUUCCAGUCGCAUUCUUCCUGUGUGAAACCUUUCUAGAGAUAUCCUAUUAAGUCAUGUUAUUCUAUUAGUUAUUAUCAUUCAAGGAUUUUAAGAGGAUCUCUCUUCUAAGAAACAUUAUGAUGUAUUUUUAACAGCUGUGCAACUCAGAAAUGGAGAAUCUGAGCUUAAUUAAUUUUGACUUAACUAAUCUAAACACAAAUUGCUACAUAUGUUGUUCGGAUUACACAUUAGCCAUUGUGAAUGUACAAUACUGUCUAUUGUAUUUUGUAUGUAAUUUUUGUCUAUGUAAUUUUGAGUUCAGGGGAUUUAUGUACACAAUACUUUUAUUUUACAUACAAAAUAAGGGCAUCUAGGGAAGAUUCAUCAGUUCCUAAUAAGCUUAAACCUAGUAUUACAUAAGGAAUUAACAUUUGAUUCUUUUUUUAUAAUUAGCUGCAAAGAUUUAACAGCAGCAGUUUUUAAUGGACUGUUGAUUAAAUUAAUUUACAUUAAAGAAAAAGCAGAUUAGCUUAAAUUCUAAUCCAAUGAUUGGUACUGUGAUAUCCAAUUAUUGGUAUUUUUAAUAUUUAAAAAAAACCUCAUUAGAAUAGGAUAAGUGGAGUCCUGAGAGUAACCUACAUGGGAACUUCUUAUAGGUUGAAUUAUGACAUUUGUGUUGCCAAAAUAUAGUAUAAUUAUUCUGCCAGUAGAGAUUAUUUGUUUUAUUUUUGUAAAAAUAUCAGCAUCUUUAUAAGUACUUUAUGUGUAUUAGCUAUAAGGGGGCGUUUUUGUUUUUUCAUGAGUUUAAUUAUUGUUACAGAAAUCUGUACUUGGAUUUGAAAAACGGUGUUCAUAUGUAAUGUAUGAUAAUCACCACUCUCUUGGCAUUUAUGCAUCAAGAAAUUUAUUGCAUACUAUUAUGUAAGAAACAUUUUUAUUCAAACACAAAUUUUCCUGCAAUAUACAGACUCACUAUGUUAGUAAUCACGCAAAAAGAUAAUAAAAUUGUCAUGACCUGCCUUUUUA